UGACAGUAAGGUGGAGACGGUGCUUUCAGGGUCCGGUCGAUGAGAGGCACAAAAUCUUAAUUUCCACCAGGCUGAUUGCAUUGUAUAUGGUUGAUUUAACAGAAUUUAGGGAGUGUGUUAUUUAUUUCAAACCGUGCUCUGCUGAGAGUUUUUAUUAUUUUGAUUUAAUUUCUUUUACUUUUAGCCUACUUUUAUUUUCUGUCUUUGCACUGCUGACUAGCCUGAAUAAAAUAGACAGGUUAUUGUCUAUGCUGGUUUGUCUAGCCUUUAUUGAGCUCUGUUGGUUGAGCAUGAUGUUUAGACAGUGUUUUGUUAUUGUCUUUGCCGAAUAUUGCAAAAUAAAGGUGUAACUGUUUUUGCAAUUUAGCUACUCUCUUUUCUACUCUCUAAGGUUUAAUUAUUAUUUAAGUAAUUUUUUUUCUACAAAAAACUAGGCCCACCCACUUUUUCACUGGCCCGCCCAAAAUACAAUUUCUGCCUAAGCCCCUGCUGCUCGCGCACAAAGGAGUUUUCUACGCGCUCGCUGUUGUUCUUUUUGACAGUAAGGUGGAGACGGUGCUUUCGGGGUCCGAUCAAUGCUGCGAGGUGGGUCUGGAUUAGGAUUGAAGGAUUAGGGAUGAAUGAGGUUCAUACAUUUUGUUCGUCCGGCGGUGCUGCAGCUUCAUUAUGCUACUUGAUAUUGUGCUUUGCUCCACGCUUUGCUCCCCCCCUCCAAGUUCUUACACCUGCUUUAGCUUUGUUUUUUUUGUCUUCGACACUGGGUUGUCCCCCAAUAGUUUUGUUUGCGUUUCAGAACGUUAACUUUACACACUCUUUGUUGUCAUUGUGGACAGUGAGGAAGUUAUGUAACGGAGGUGUCAUAAAACUCUGCACUGUUUGAGAAGAAAACGCCAGGUCUCUGAACUUAAGAAAGAACAGCCAAGGCCCUUGAGUUUUUACUACACGAGCCAGACGCGCAGGUUCAGAUGCUCGCAGUUUGUUUUAUGAUGUCAGGCCUUAAACUGCAGAUACUUCAGCUGAGCUCGCAGGGGCAUAAUCUCCAGCUGGAAAGCUUUCUCGGGCCCUGGUGUUGCCCUUCACCUGGGUGAGGCGUGGAAAGUUGGCAGGAGACUGGAGUUUCAGCAACAUCAAUACUCUUCCUGCCACCAGGUUUGUUUUAUGUCUCUCUGCGUCGGCGGGCACUUGAGGGGUGGACAAUUUGUUUAGGCAGCUGAAGAUGGAACUGUGUGUAGCGGAGGAUUAUGAGAUCGCCGGGUGAUUUGUGGGUGGGAUCUUCUCAGAGGCCCCCGGCUGAAAUAUCCAACACUUGCUUUGGUGUUAAAUUAUGAUACCUAAACCAUAAAUAUUCUGCAUUAAGACCCCCAGCGUUCCACGUUUGAGAACAGAUAGUUUGUCUUUCUGUUCUUACUCCCCCCGUGAGUGGCUGAAUUUGUCCCACAUUCCUUUGUGAAAAACACUUAAUGAGUCAGUGAAACCAGGGAUUUUAUUCUUCCUCUGUUGCGCACACAUCUUCGCAGCGCGGUUUACAUCUUAAUAAUGUACUCCAGACCAUAAUUUAAUUCACCACAGCAGUGUGAAACACACACCGAGAAGGAAUCUCGCCACAGCAAAAAUUGGAGUGUUGAAAUUUCAGGGUUAAAAAUUUCCGAGUUGAUUUUCACUCCCUGAGUGUAAUUUUAACACAUUCUGAUUUAAAUGGUGUUCAGUGUUGGAGUUAUUUGGCAGAGUUGAUCAUGUCAGUGUUAACCCAACUCCGCAGAGACGUAAUUAAGCUCCGCCCACGCCUUUCACCUCUUCGGUUAGAGACAGAGAAGACAAGUCUGCGCCAUUUUCUACCUCUCAUGCAGUACUACACGGUAAGUGCAAUUAAGUUAAACUCACUGAAACAAUUAAAAAUUGAUGCUGAGAAUUUCAGUAUGAACAAUUAAAUAUCUACAGAGAAUAUAUGCCUUACACAGCCGUGUUUGUUGCCAGGACUGAACAGUACAUUUGUCCUCGUGGUUAGCUAGCUAGUUAGCAGUGUACGGUAAGCUAGCUAACAGUUUGUUACUAAAACUAUCUCCAACUUUAUCAAUAAUGAUUUAACAAUUCAUAGGCAUACUCAAAGGUAGGAAAUACAAAGCAUUAUGAUUUUUAACUAUAUAAAAUCUUGUUUGAGGCUGGAGCUAACGUUUUUUUUUCCUCUUUGAAGAUCAAAGGGACCGCAAAAAACGUGUCCCAACAUGCAGACGGUGUUUCACGUGUCUAGUUCACGUGUCUAGCUAUCCAUCAGAUUCUAUGACCUGCAGUGUUGGAAAAAGUACUCAUUUACUUAAGUAAAAGUAUGUAAGUAUUACCAUUACUAUAAUUACCAAAUUAAAGCUAAAGUACAAAAUUAGCAGAAAAUUGGGGUGUGACUGAUAUAUAUGAAAUACAUUUAAGUGCAUCAUUGAAUACUUUAUUUUAUUUUAUUUUUUUUUAUUUACUUUGUCAAACUUCAUUGCAUGUCUCAGUCAAAAUGCUGGUCCAGGUGAAGUACAGCCAACAGCAGAAGUAUGUAAAGUUGGAUGAGGAUGAAGGACUGUUUGACUUUCUGCAAUUCCAUGAAAAAGUCAUGGAGAGAUUUGGCCUGCCACCUGAUGCAAAUGUUAUAUACAAGGAUGCAACAGGGACAGAAGUUGAUGCAGAAAUAUUCAGCGACCUCGUUGGACAAGGCAAUGUGGUCCUGACAGUUUUCUCAGAUCAGGAAUUCUCUGAUUUCUCCUUGUCUUCUGAGACGUCUGACUCAAGCUUCAGCUCAAGUGCAUCAACUAUAAUCCUAGAUGUUCCGAACAAGAGACAAAGAAUUGAGGAUACACGUGAUGCUGUGUCUGCUAAACAGUUGAUAGAAGCUGUGCUAAGAGGCAAGUCCGGAGGUGAAGAAGUACUACAGGAGUACCAAACAACAGAAACCCAGAUGCUGCAAGAAGACAAAUGGUUAAUAUCCUGGUGGCUCACAUGAUUGACAAUCAUGGGCACUAAAACAAUCAGAGAAGAUUAUGCACGUGGGAUAGUGAUGCUGUUCCCUUCCCUUAAGGAUCCAUACUCCAAGAAGGGCUAUGUAAUAGGCAUUAUUAUUGUUUAAACUUCCAUGUCAUGUUGUGACCCAAAACUGUGUGGAUGACAUUGAUAUUUGAAUUCCGUGAGAUUUCUCAUGAGCCUGGUAUUACAACACAUUUCUUUUUUCAUUUCAGGAACACUUCUAUGAUGCUGCAAGCAGCACAGGAUACAUUUCUUGGCGUCUGAAAACAGUCCAGAGGAAGAUUCGUCAAGUAUCUGCACAGCCACCAAAAAGCCCAAUUGACUUUUCUCCAGUAGGCCCAAAUUGCCAAAGGACUGUUAAUGUUGAAGGGCAGCUUGAUGGUGAUGCUUGCCAAGAGGCCAUGUCUUUGCUUAACCAUGCAGCAGACAAUUCCCUGAUUUUCCAGAAGAUGAGAGAGACCUUUCAGCAUCGUCAGAAGCUUGUUAAUGACCCAGGCAGAAGUGUUGAUAUACUCUCCAACUUCCCAAGAUUUCUGGAUACAAAAGGAUUGGUGGAACAAGACUUCACUCUCCUAUUUGACGAAGACACAUCAUCCAGGCUUCUUCAGAAAUGGGAUUUGUUCUUCAAGCCAAAUGUCAUUAAAGAGGCUAAGCGGCUCACCUCAACACCAGAGUUGCGUCGCUUGGUGCAGUCAGCAGAAAGUCCCCCAGGAAGUGAUCUUGAUGAGGCAACAACCUACGACCAAGAAAUGGCCUCCCUGUUGUUGCUGUUACAUCUCCUUCCACCACCUCCAGGGGGACUGAAGUCUCCAAAAAUUAGUGCAUGUGAUGCAGUUGAAAGACUUGUUGUCUUUCAUAAGUCAUGCUGCAGUUUGGAGGAGCAUCUCCGCAACCAGCAGGGUCGGCAGCCGUACCUCCUCGCUGUUGGGCGUCAGAAGAGCAAGAUUGACAGCUUCUACGUCACCAUGGAUAAGCGUCUCAUCCCAUGCAAGGCAAACCGCUCCCUCGGGGCAUGUGAUGAACUUUUCAAAGCACAUUAAAUUUGUCUUACGAUGUGGCACUUGUGAAUUUUUAUACAUUCCUGCAGACAACAGUGUAUAACAUUGAUGUGGGGAAAAUGAAGGAGUCACCCAGAGUUAAAGACUUGAGAGCAAGACUGCUUAACCAGCAAGUAGCAUUCUCACCCUGUGAGUAAGAAGCUAUAACAAUGCUGACCUGUUUCAUGUGUCAGAAAAAUUAUCCCAGCAGUCAGCAGUUGAUUUCACAUUUAAGAGUUGAACAUGGUUACUAUCCUGGACCCAAGUUCAAAUUGUUUUGUUCUCAGCAAUGCUGUAGGCAUCAGUUCCUAACAUAUGCAGGUUUUCGAAAGCACCGUAAUAGUGUUCAGAGCAUUUUUCAGCAAACUCAAACUUCAACUGUUGCAUGUUCAUCUAGUGAGCCAGUUGCAACUUCAUCUCAGGCACAUACUUUGGAGGACCAAUUUAUUCCACAAAAUCAAUGUAGUUCUUCCAGUAUUUCUUCUGAGGCCAAUGAUUCAGGACUUACUAAAGAUCCAACUAAAGAAAUGUGUGCAUCCAUCGUGGCCAAAUUACAGGGGAGUGGGAUAUCCAACAGUUUGGUAUCCUCAAUUGUAGGAGAUUUGGAAGAACUAACGAGUGAACUUCGCUCACAAGCAAAGCAUACAGCUAUUUCUGCUUUACCUAUAACUGACCCCAACAUAUCUGUGAUAAAUGAAUCUUUUGAAGAUUAUGAAAAUCCGUUUUCAAAUCUGAACACAGAAUGGAAACGAAAUAAAUACUUCCACCAAAAAUGGGGAGUUGUUGAGCCAGUAGAAAUAACACUGGGAGUGAGAUAUGACAACAGGCGAAAUCAGAAAUCCGGUACUUAUGAUCAAGUACCUGUGAAGGAUACUUUUAUCUAUGUGCCAAUUUUAGAAACAUUGAAGUUCAUGUGCAGAAAUCCAGACAUUUGUGUUUUGCUAAAGAAGGAGUGUAGAUCAGAGCCUGACACUUAUACUGACUUUUUUGGUGGAAGUUAUUUUAAAACCCACCCUUUGUUUACAGCUAAUAAACAUGCAUUGCAAAUUCAACUAUACUAUGACGAUUUUGAAACAGCCAAUCCCCUUGGCUCCAAACGUGGAAUACACAAAAUUGGCUGUCUUUAUUUUGUUGUAAGAAAUUUGCCCCCAAAAUUUAAUUCGGUUUUGAUGAACAUUCAUUUGGUAUCACUUUUUCACACACAAGAUCUGCGCAAGUAUGGUUUUGAUGUUAUACUAGAACCGUUGAUAAAUGAUGUGAAAAAACUAGAAAGCCAAGGGCUAAGUCUUCCAUUUGUAGAUGAGCAGGUAUAUGGUACAAUCUGUCAGAUUACUGGAGAUAAUCUAGGGAUGCACACAAUUCUUGGUUUUAAUGAGUCAUUUAGUAGCCGUCAUUUCUGUUGCCUUUGUUUGAUUGAGAAGAAUGAUUGUCAAACGGUAUACAGUGAGGAUGAUCCUAAAGUGAUCCUUCGUGGAAAAGAUAUGUUUGAUAUGCAUUGCCAGUCUCUCCAGGAAAACCCACAAUUUAAGUCACUUUAUGGUUUGAAAAAAAGAUCUGCACUUAAUUCAUUGAAGUAUUUCCAUGUUUGCAAUAACUAUUCAUUUGAUAUCAUGCAUGAUCUUCUUGAGGGUGUGGUUCAGUAUGAGAUCAAAUUGCUUUUUGGAUAUCUCACACAACACUUUAUGUCAGAACAAGACUUGCUUUCCAGGAUUUAUGGUUUUGAUUAUGGAUUUUUAGAACGAAAAAAAUCGUCCUACAAAGAUUAUUUUGGAGAGUGCUGGCAAUGGCAUUGGUUUGAAUUCUAUUCAGACAUUGUGUCUUGUGAAAAACAUCCCACUGUUGUUUGGUGAAAUUAUUCCUGCAGGAAACAAAAACUGGAAUUGGUUACUGUUGUCAAAUAAUGAACAUAGUUUUUUCACCUUCUCUCACUCUAGGUAUGACAAUAUAUUUAAAGCAUUUGAUUGUUGACCACCACAAACUAUUUAAGCACUUGUAUCCACAUAGAAACGUGAUACCUAAGCAUCAUUUUAUGAUCCAUUACCCAUCUUCUAUAAGGAAAAUUGGCCCCUUAUUAUAUACGUGGUGUAUGAGGUUUGAGGCCAAACACAAGCUGUUUAAAGAUUCUUUAAAAAAUUUCAAAAACAUAACCAAAUCGCUUGCUAUAAAGCAUCAGAUGGCCAUUGCUUAUCACUGGGAAACCUUCACCCUCAAAAAAAAUGAGUAUGGGCCCAUUAAAUCUUUUCUCUUCAGAGAUGAGAAUGUGGUCAACAAUGAAAUGCUUGAAACAAUCUUGUCAAAAGAUGUUUUCUCAACUAGUUGGGUUAAAGUUGAUGGUGUAGAGUAUAAAGCUGGACUAGUUAUUUGCAGUGCAAUGGAAGAAGACAUGCCAGUCUUUUGUCAAAUAAGUGAUGUACUUUUGGUUGAAGAUCACUUAUUUUUUUUGACAAACAAGCUAUUUACAGAGAAUUUUGAUGACCAUCAUCAUGCAUUCAGAGUAUUACGAAGUGCGGAAAGAUGUUUACUAAAAAUGUCUUAGCUUAAAUUUCAAAAACCGUUUGAUAUUCAAAGCUCAUACAAUGUUUCGGAUGAAAGUUUGUACAUUAUACCUUCAUUCACAAUGUUUUAAUUCAACUGACUGCAAGGGAGAAAAGGAAUAAAUGUUUUUGAAAAUGUU
Messenger RNA from Gasterosteus aculeatus aculeatus (three-spined stickleback), 6711 nucleotides. NCBI's taxonomy places the organism in Eukaryota, Metazoa, Chordata, Actinopteri, Perciformes, Gasterosteidae. The record is from RefSeq and is a predicted model, not a curated record.